Acanthochromis polyacanthus (spiny chromis) is the source of this 8799-nucleotide messenger RNA. It is a transcript of the gene arid1ab, whose product is annotated as AT rich interactive domain 1Ab (SWI-like). The transcript has 20 exons. NCBI's taxonomy places the organism in Eukaryota, Metazoa, Chordata, Actinopteri, Pomacentridae. Gene Ontology annotation, molecular function: DNA binding; nucleosome binding. Gene Ontology annotation, biological process: positive regulation of DNA-templated transcription; chromatin remodeling; regulation of transcription by RNA polymerase II. Gene Ontology annotation, cellular component: SWI/SNF complex; nucleoplasm; brahma complex. The record is from RefSeq and is a predicted model, not a curated record. The coding region runs from base 403 to 7347 and encodes 2314 amino acids.
UUUUCUCGCGACAGGUCGGUAAGAUGGCUGUGUCUCGCGGAGCCUCGUGCUGGUUUGGUUGAUUUCUAGCUCGCGCUCUCGUUCUGUAACAGAAGCCCCCCCUCCAACACACACACACACACUCACUGGUGUCGGUGAAAUUCAUUUCCCAGCCUCUGUAUUUAUAUAUUUUUUCUUUCACAAACUUUCCCCUCUCUGUUUUAACUUUAAACGGAGUCGCGGUGGAUUACCGGAUACCGGUCCGGGCGGAGGGAAAAGGGGGGAAUGAACCGGGACAACGGGUACGUUGUUAUAAAUAUAAUUGUAUUUAUAUUCAAUGGUUAUUCGGAGUUUGAUUGUGAGUGAGUCGCCGUGCUGAGAGAGAGAGGCAGAGAAAGAGUGGGGGAGAGAGAGAGGGAUAUCAUGGCCGCUCAGGUCGCCAGCGUCGCCACUCUCAACACUAGCCCGCCAUCCGAACUCAAAAAGCCGGAUCGGGACACACAGGAGGAGUCGGUACCGGGAGAGAAACAGCAUGAAAAUAAGGAACCGGGACCUGACGGCGGAUCUCCUGGCCAGAAGGAGCUGCAGGACGGGACCGAUGCUGGAAAUGCUGGGGGAGGAGGGGAUCCUGACAUGAAGAACGGCAACGGGAAUUUACCCAGGGUAAAUAAUAAUAGCAGUAAUCAGAAUGAUACAGGCGGGCCCGAAGGGAAUAACCAUCCCGGGAUGGGACACCACCACCCGGGCCCCUUUCCUCCACCUCCUUACGGUUACAACCAGCACUACAGCCGGCCCCCUUUUCAUCAACAUGGCGGACAACAAAGCCCUGGCAUGGCAGCUGCAUCGGGGCCGGGCAUGAUGGACCCUUACCCCCCUAAUUCACACGAACACGGCUACCCCAACCAUUACAACAACUACAGCCCGUUCCAGAGCAGGACUUCUUAUCAGGGCCAAGGAUACGGGGCCAUGAAUUCCCCGCGUAACAACCAGCCUCCGGCGGCUGGGGGGCAGCCAGGCAAGCAACAGCCAGCAGGAGGAACCACAGCUAUGGCUGCCUCUUAUAAUAAUAAUCAGAGGUAUAACAUGGGAAACCAACAACCUACGUCUACGCCAACUUUAAAUCAGCUUUUGACAUCCCCCAGCUCUGCCAGGAGCUACCCGAAUUACCCCCAAGGAGACUAUAACAAUCAGGAAGGGGCCAACAAGGGACCAGGAGAUAUGGGCAGCACUCAGUAUGGUGGGGUCCAUCCGGGUUGGCAACAAAGGACCCACCAUCCGCCUCCCAUGAGCCCGGGAAACACUGGACAGCCUCCAAACAGAAAUCAGCCUCCAAGCCCGAUGGACCAGGUAGGGAAGAUGCGUGGCCAGCCAUAUGGAGGACCCAACCCUUACUCGCAGCAGCAGCAAGGACCUCCCACAGGACCUGGACCACAGCAGGGAGGCUCUUAUCCAGGGCAGGGCUAUGGACCUCCAGGCCCUCAGAGGUACCCAAUGGGGAUGCAGAGCCGAACACCUGGCACUAUGGGCGGCAUGCAGUAUGGACAGCAGAUGUCAGCCUAUGGACAGCAGGGCCCAGGAGGCUAUAGCCAGCAAAGCCAGGGCUACUAUGGUCAGCACGGUCCACCUCCUCACACCGGCCAGCAGCAACCUCCAUACCCUGGCCAGCCCCAGGGCAGCUCUGGACCUCCCUACCCCCAACAGGGCCAUCCUUCGCAACCUCCAGGCCAACACGGGCAACCAGGACCCCCUUACCAACAAUCCCAAGGUUCCCAUGGCGCUCCUCCAGGUCAGCCUCCCUAUAGCCAGCCCCCACAGUCUCAGCCAGGACAGCCGCCCUAUGUCCCUCCUCAGCAGCAGCAGCAGCCUCAACAGCAGCAGCAGCAGCAGCAGCAGGGUCCUGGUCCUCAAAGUCAGCAGGGCCCUCAAGGCCAGCCAGGGUACCCGCAACCCUCUGGACCACAGCCACCACAGCAGCAGCAGCAGCAACAGCAAGGCCCCCCACAACAACAACAACCACCACAACAGCAACCACAACAACCAGGAGGUCCACCUCCUCAAGCCCAGCAACCUCCAGGUCAUGGCCAGCAGAGUCAACCGUCACCCUACUCACAGACACCACCCCUGCAGCAGCAGCAGCAGCAACAGCAACAACAACCACAACAACAGCAACAGCAGCAGCAACAACAACAACAACAACAACAACAACAACAACAGCAGCAACAGCAACAGUCUCCAUAUCAGAGGUUUCCACCUCCUCCACAGGAACUCUCCCAGGAUUCCUUUAGCUCUCAGUCCAGCGCUCCUACUUCUAACCAGCCCAACAAGAGCAGUCAAGAAGACAGCAUGCAGGCACGGCCAUCCAGUCUGCCGGAUCUGUCUGGCUCCAUCGACGACCUGCCCACCGGUACAGAGGGGGCCUUGAGCCCAGGCGUCAGCACCUCAGGGGUGUCCAGCAGUCAGGGCGAGCAAAGCAACCCAGCCCAGUCGCCUUUCUCCCCGCACACUUCGCCCCACCUGCCAGGCAUACGAGGGCCCUCACCAUCACCUGUGGGCUCUCCUGCUAGCGUCACCCCCUCUCGCACCGGCCCUCUAUCCCCUGCUGCUGUACCAGGUAAUCAGAUGCCUCCCCGGCCGCCCAGCGUCCAGUCGGACAGCAUCAUGCACUCUUCCAUGAACCAGUCAGCCAUGGGCCAGGACAGGGUGUACAUGCGUAACCCUCAGAUGCCUCCUUAUGGGUCCCCUGGACAACCUGGCUCCGCCUUAUCUCCACGCCAGUCUUCAGGAGGCCAGAUGCAUGGUGGGAUGGGACCUUAUCCCCAGAACAAUGCCAUGGGAAACUACGGCCCUCAGGGGGGCCAGUAUGGCCCACAAGGUUAUCCAAGACAGCCUGGCUACACAGGGAUGCCCAACGCCAACUACCCCAGUGGCCCUGGCAUGGGCGGCUCCAUGAAUCCCAUGCCUGGGCAGGGCAGUGGAGGCCCCUAUGGAAGCAUUCCACCUGGCAGAAUAGGUCCUGGGCAGAUGGGUGCUCGGCCCUACGGUCCCGGCAUGGCCCCUAACAUGGGUGGCAUGCCUCCUCAGGUGGGGUCUGGCAUGUGUCCCCCUCCAGGCAUGAACAGGAAGGACGGUGGCCCAUCCAUGCACCACGGACCCACAAACUCGAUACACAACAGGCCACCUGGCUACCCUAACAUGUCCCAGGGCAUGAUGGGAGCAGGCUCUCCAUAUGGUCCAGGCAUGAACAGCAUGCACGGUAUGAUGAACCAGGGAGGGCCAGGGCCUUAUCCAAUGGGAGCAAACAUGGCCAACAACACCCCCGGAAUGGCUCCCAGUUCUGAGUUUGGCAUGGACAAAAUUAACCCUGCCCAGAAGAUGAACAACAAAGUGGAUGGCACUCCCAAGCCUGAAUCCAAAAAGAAGUCGAGCUCUUCCACCAUCACCAAUGAGAAGAUCACCCGUCUGUAUGAGCUUGGGCCAGAGCCAGAGAGGAAGAUGUGGGUGGACCGAUACCUGGCCUUCGCUGAGGAGAAAGCCAUGGGCAUGAACAAUUUGCCCGCUGUGGGUCGCAAACCUCUCGAUCUCUUCAGACUCUACAUAUCCGUCAAAGAGAUCGGAGGCCUCACCCAGGUCAACAAGAACAAGAAAUGGAGGGAACUGGCCACCAACCUGAAUGUGGGCACGUCGAGCAGUGCAGCCAGCUCGCUCAAGAAACAGUACAUCCAAUGUUUGUACGCCUUCGAGUGCAAGAUCGAGCGUGGCGAGGACCCGCCCCCGGACUUCUUCAACACGGACACCAAAAAGAACCAGCCCAAGAUCCAGCCUCCUAGCCCAGCUGGCUCUGGAUCCCUGCAAGGACCCCAAACUCCUCAGUCCACAAGUAGUUCAAUGGCAGAGGGGGGAGACCUGAAGCCCCCCACCCCAGCCUCCACUCCGCACACACAAAUGCCUCCAAUGCCUGGCGUCAGGAGUAGUGUUAGUCUGCAGGACCCCUUUGCUGAUGGCGGAGAUCCUGCAUUUUCCAGAAGGAAUGCUAUGACUCCCAACUCUCAGAGCUACCAGCCUGGCAUUGGUGGCCCAGAGAUGAUGGGCCGAAUGGGUCCCUACGAAUCCAACAAAGACCCCUUCGGAGGCAUGAGGAAAGCUGGAGAACAGUUCAUGCCACCGGGCCCCAACAGUGGAAUGGGGGAACAAUAUAACCGAGGUCCACCAGGUCCAAUGGGCAACAUGCAGAUGGGCCAGAGGCAGCAGUACCCAUAUGGAUACGACCGAAGACAGGAGCCUGGCAUGGGCCCUGACGGCAACAUGGGACCAGGAGCUCCUCAGCCCAACAUGAUGCCUUCUGGAGCUGACACCGGGAUGUACUCGCCUAGCCGUCCUCCAACACAGCAACGACAUGAGUCCUAUACAAAUCAGUACCCUGGCCAAGGAGCUCCCCCUAGUGGCCCAUACACAAAUCAACAGCCAGGAAUGUAUCCACAGCAGCAGCCGAACUACAAGCGUCCUGUAGAUGGAGGGUAUGGCCCUCCAGCCAAGCGCCAUGAGGGAGAAAUGUAUAACGUUCCUUAUAGUGGUCAGCAGCAGCCUGGACCCCAGUCUUCAGGGCCCCAAGGCCAACAGGACAUGUAUAAUCAGUACAAUGCAUACCCUGGAGGGGACCGCAGGCCACCAGGCCCACAGAACCAGUUCCCUUUUCCUUUUGGACGAGACAGAGGGCCAUCAUCUGCGGGUCCAAACUCCCAGUCUCCAAUGCCUCCCCAGAUGAUGGCAAGCCCCAUGCCUUCAGGUCCUGAUGGCUCCCAGGGCCCAAUGUGGCAGGGCCGCAAUGAGAUGGGCUACCCCAACUAUCCCAACCGACAGGGACCUCCUGUACCAGGCCAGGGCCCCAGUUACCACGGCAUGAAUCGCUCAGAGGAGAUGAUGCAAUCAGAUCAGCGCAUGAACCAUGAGGGACAAUGGCCUGGCCACGUCAAUCAGCGGCAGCCACCAUUUGGCCCUGCUGGCUCUGGACCUCCCAUGACCAGACCCCUCCCCUCCACUUACCCGACUUCGCAGAACCACAUUCCUCAGGUGUCAAGCCCAGCACCCAUGCCCCGGCCCAUGGAGAGCAGGACGUCGCCCAGCAAGUAUCCCCCAAUGCAUCCUGGCAGUAAGGUGCAGAAAGCUGGACCUCCAGUGCCCGCCUCCCACAUUGGUCAAGUCCCUGUGCAGCAACCCAUGAUCCGGCGAGAUGUGGCCUUCCCUCCUGGCUCUGUUGAGGCUUCCCAACCCCACCUUAAACCACGCAGGCGACUCACAAUGAAAGACAUUGGCACUCCUGAGGCUUGGAGAGUAAUGAUGUCACUAAAGUCAGGCUUAUUAGCUGAAAGCACCUGGGCCUUGGACACCAUUAACAUUUUACUGUAUGAUGACAACAGCAUUACCACUUUUAACCUAUGUCAGCUACCUGGAUUCCUGGAGCUGGUAGUGGAGUACUUCAGACGCUGCCUCAUUGAGAUCUUUGGCAUCUUAAAGGAGUACGAAGUAGGAGACCCAGGCCAGCGAACCCUAAUAGACCCCAAUGCAGCCGAGGACUCUGAUGAUGAAAUUCCCAUGCCUGAGGGCGAGGACAUGGACACAGAUGAGGAGGAAGAGGAGGAGGAGGAUGAGGAGGUAGAGGAAACCAAGACCAAUCCUGACACCUCCUCACUGGUCCGUGUAAAAGAGGAGGAGGAGGAGAGCUCCCAGAGAGAUAAGUCAUCAGAGGAUGAGGAAGAGGAGAAGGAAAGGGUGUCCUCUGUCAAGGAAGCUAAUACCUCUACCUCAGGGUCCUCCCAGGACCCCAACCUCCACUCGGAAAAGCCCAGACAGGCUAGCAAGUUUGAUAAACUUCCCAUCAAGGUGGUGCGGAAGAAGAAUCCCUUCCUUGUAAACCACUUGUCUAAACUUGGGCAGCGGCAGAGCUUUGACAGUGGCCUGAUACACUGGAGCAUUGGUGGAGGUGACACUACCGAGCACAUCCAGACCCACUUUGAGAGCCGAAUGGAACUUCUCAAGCAGAGGAAACGGCCUGCAGCCACUGAGAGCCGCAAGAAGGUCCAGGUGCCUGGAACGGCAACAGAAAACCACGAGAAAUCCAAGUCCAAUGGAGAGGAUAAAGCUCGAGUGCAGCAGCUGCAGUCUUGUGAACCUCACAAGUCUCCAGUGGAGAAGACCCCUCCUCCUCUUCCCAUUGGGGCACCAGUCACUGCCACCAUUGAUGAUGUACUAUCUGCUCGCCCAGGGUCAGUCACAGAGGAAGUGGUUCGUGGUGGUGCCGAGGAGCAGAAGGAGAACGGCAAGUACCUGUUCAGUAUCAACCCUGACCUCCAGAGCCGCCGCAACAUCAAGAUCCUGGAAGACGAGCCCCACAGCAAGGAUGAGACGCCGCUCAGCACUCUGUCGGACUGGCAGGACUCAUUGGCUCGGCGCUGCAUCUGCGUUUCCAACAUAGUGCGGAGCCUCUCCUUCAUCCCUGGGAACGACUUGGAGAUGUCGAAACACCCAGGCCUGCUGCUGCUGUUGGGCCGCCUGGUGCUGCUCCACCACAGGCACCCCGAACGCAAACAGGCACCGGUUACCUACGAGAAGGAGGAGGAGGAGGAUGAAGGCGUGAGCUGCGAGAGAGACGAGUGGUGGUGGGACUGCCUCGAGGUGUUGAGGGAGAACUGCUUGGUCACUCUGGCAAACAUCUCAGGCCAGCUGGACCUUUCUAUCUAUCCAGAGAGUAUAUGCCUGCCGCUGCUGGAUGGCCUGCUCCACUGGGCUGUCUGCCCUUCGGCGGAGGCCUUGGACCCCUUCCCCACACUGGGGCCCCACGGCUCCCUUUCACCCCAGAGACUGGUCCUCGAGACCCUCAGCAAGCUCAGCAUCCAGGACAACAAUGUCGACCUCAUUCUGGCAACGCCACCGUUCAGCCGCUUGGAGAAGCUCUACGGCUCGCUUGUGCGCCUGGUGGGCGAGCGCAAGGUAGCCGUUUGCCGGGAAAUGGCGGUCGUCCUGCUAGCUAACUUGGCCCAGGGAGACAGUCUGGCUGCGCGGGCUAUUGCUGUGCAGAAAGGCAGUGUGGGUAACCUACUGGGCUUUCUGGAGGACAGCCUAGCAGCCACGCAGUACCAGCAGAGCCAGAGCUCCCUGCUACAAAUGCAGAGUGGGCCACAUUUUGAGCCUACUAGUGUGGACAUGAUGCGGCGGGCGGCUCGGGCCCUGCACGCUUUGGCUAAGGUAGAAGAAAACCACUCGGAGUUCACUUUGUACGAGUCGCGGCUACUGGACAUCUCAGUGUCCCCACUUAUGAACUCCCUGGUGUCCCAAGUAAUCUGUGACGUACUGUUUCUGAUUGGCCAGUCAUGACAGCCGUGGGGAGGUUUCAGCUCCGCCUCUUUCCGUUCCCCCUCAACCCCCUUUUUUUGUGUGAGUGCGUGUGCGUCUGUUGCGCGUGAGUGAAAAGAGCAAAACUGACUGUCCUUUUUUUUUUUUUUUUAAUUUAUGCAAAAUCACCUCGGAUUCCACUGUCUUUCUACCCCUGCUUCUCACUAAAGGAAGGAAUAUCAUGAAGUAGCUGUGGAUUUUAAAUGUCUGAAAUGGAAAGAUACAGGCAAGGAAGAGCAGACUGGGACCCAGGCAUAGGACAGAGUGCGCUGCCCUGCGGAAAGGACUUGUUUUUUAAUGAAAAGAAAAAUCUCCAGAAAAAAAAAAAGAAAAAAAACUGUAACCAAAGUUGCUGUCUCGUUUACAGUGAGUUUGGGGGAUACAUGUGCUCGCUUUCUCCCUCGGGGGGUCAGCAGGGGGAAGAGGGCACAGACUAAACAAUAUUAUGGUUCAUGUUUGGAGGCAACAUAGACUCACGGACUGUGGUGUGGUAUAAUUGCUGUAACUUUGGAUGCUAUAUACUCAGCCCCACAGGAACCACAUUAUUGGCUGUGAACAGACAUCUGUCAUGGGAGGCCUGUGCAGUAGAUUGUAGGACUUUUUUCUGUACUGUACACCUUAAAAACUGUAAACAUACUGUAAUAAUACUGUUUCACACUGAGAUACGCUGGCUUGGCAGCAAACUGUAGUUUUUAAAAACAGUUUUAGUUAAUGUCGAGAGAGAAAACGGCUUUCCCCCCAAAGUAUGGUGAACCUACAACACCCCGACCUCUUCUCUUUGUCCCUUGAUUGUAUGACUUGACCCUUAUAUAAAAAAGUCACCUCUUUAGGACUGGUCCUCAACUCUAGAUGCAGUCCAAGCUGCAGUGUAUAUAUGAUGUUGUACAUUACACUUCUCUUUCUCUCUCUCUUUCUCAAAAUUCUGUUGCUCUUCACCAUUUUUAAUCUUUGACGAUUACAAGUUUCCCUGCAUCAAGUACGCCAUGUGAUUACUUGACGCCCACCCUCUCCGUUACUUCGGCGCCUCACCCUGCUCGUAUCGCGCUCCGGGGGGUGUUUAGCUGCUGUCCAACGCCACCCCCCACCUUCCAACAAACACAACUUCAAGUUUCAGUUUGUCUCCGGUUCUGGGUGUAGAGAAUAUUAACAAGAAUCACGUCUGCGGUUCCAUUUGAGCUCCUUCAUAAAUGACAAACUAGACCUUGAUGAAGAAACCGUUUUAAUUUUGUUUAUUUUGUUUUUAAUUUUUGUUUGUUUUUGUUUUUUUUUUCCAGUGAUGCGGAUUCUGCAUAUUUGUAUUUCAGAUGAUGUAGCUAAAAACUUGAUGUAAAUUCCUCUUUUUUCCUUUUUUUGGCUUAAUGAAUAUCAUUUAUUCAGUAUGAAAUCUUUAUACUAUAUGUUCCACGUGUUAAGAAUAAAUGUACAUUAAAUCUU